Brassica napus (rape) is the source of this 1716-nucleotide messenger RNA. Its product is annotated as putative F-box/kelch-repeat protein At1g27420. Gene Ontology annotation, molecular function: protein binding. The coding region runs from base 422 to 1492 and encodes 356 amino acids. The transcript is spliced from 3 exons. The record is from RefSeq and is a predicted model, not a curated record. Lineage: Eukaryota; Viridiplantae; Streptophyta; Magnoliopsida; Brassicales; Brassicaceae.
AGGUAAAUACACAAAAAUGUUUGCUAAAAACAUAAAUAAUUUUAUUUUUAUGAAACAAAUAGAAAAGUAUCAACAAUUCACAUAUUUAUUUUAAUUGUAAUACAUCACACGUAUCAGUUUAUCUAUAUAUAUAUAUAUUUAGUUCACUUUGUAUGUUUUUUUAUUUGAUAAUAGAAGUUUAGUUGACAAAAGGAAAAUCUAAAAAAUUACCACUAUGGAGGGAAUAUGUUUAGUUUAACAAGAGGGUGAUUUUAAACUCGGUAACACUUGGUCAAUCAAUCUUAUCAAGUCAUUGAUUACUCAAAGUCAUUUUUUUCUUUUUUUUAUCAAACUCAAAGUCAUUUUUUAUUUAUGUUAACCAUUACCAAUGGUUGCAAUGAGCGGUUAAUCAAAAUCGUUUAAGGACAAUUAAAAAAUUAAAAUGGAGUCGUCGUCACCGUCGUCGUUAAUACCCGGCUUGACGGACGACGUGGCGGAGCUCUGCCUCUCGCGAAUCCCGCGCUGUGACUUUCGGAUCAUUUCUCAGGUCUGCCGGAGAUGGAGGACGUUCCUCAAAAGCAAGCAUUUCUCAGCCGUUCGAAAGUUGACCGGACCGGUGGAGGAGUUCAUGUGUGUUCUGAUGAAAAGCAAGUCCCCAGAAGACGGCAGCAGGUGGGUAGAAUACUUGUACGGGGAAGUUUACGACGCCUCCGGAAACAAUCUGGGACAGAUCCCCAGCGUCCCUGGGCCUUUGAAGUCCCAAUUCGGCGUCGCGGUGCUCGGCGGCGGAAAGAUCGUGCUCGUCGGUGGAUACGCGGAGGUUGAAGGAUUUCCGAUCGAUGGGACCACCCGUAUCUCUGCUUCUGCCGAUGUUUACGAGUUCGAUCCUGCGUCUAACAGCUGGAGGAAACUGGCGGGUAUGAACGUGCCACGUCGCGAGUUUGCGUUUGCUGUAGUGGGCGGCCUUUUGUAUGUGAUACGAGGCUUUUCCUCGGAUGGUGAAUGCCUUCAAAGCUCGGAAGUGUACGACCCGGAAACUAACCAUUGGAGCCUCAUGGAUGAUUGUCCAGACCGCCCCGACUUUCAUCGUGCAUUCGCAUUCUCCUUCAAGUCCAAACUCUUCGUUGUAGGCAAUGAAUCGAGGUUCAUUGACAUAUAUAACCCCAAAACUGAGACAUGGGAAGAGUUAGACUCGGGGCAAUCACUUUCGGUGUACUCCUACACUGUUGUUAGGAACAAAGUGUAUUUCUUUGACCAUAACAGUGACUAUAACAAGCCGGAACUACGAGUGUUUGAUCCAGAGGAGAAUUCUUGGAGCUCAGUGUCUGUGCCUCGGUCCCCGGGUGCUUACUGGUGUAAAGUAGGGGAAUGGAACAAUAAGGUUAUACUGGUUUCACCGCUCGGGGGACGUACCUUAAUUCGCGACCUUGAUAAAGAGAACGCGUCCAAGUGGAGAGACACACACAUUAAACCAUCUGGUUCUAACCCGACCAUCGUUCUCAUCAACUUCUGAUGUCCCCAUUUGGCUUCAUUUGUGCUUUGGCCCUCAACUUCGUCAAUGGUUUCUACAUUUAUAGUGUCUAUGCCUACUAAACUUGUGUAAACAUGUUUUCACAGAUUGUUUUGCAUGGCUUUGUUUCUGAAGCAGAGGGAGAAAAUUUUAAAAACCCAUUUAUGAUGUUUAUUAAUCAUCUUUUGUAUGUUCCUGAAAAAAAAAUCUGCCGUAUGUUCAAGAAA